This is a messenger RNA of Pipistrellus nathusii (Nathusius's pipistrelle), 1860 nucleotides long. Lineage: Eukaryota; Metazoa; Chordata; Mammalia; Chiroptera; Vespertilionidae. The record is from the annotation of a GenBank genome assembly.
AUGAUUGAUAAAACAAAGGUAGAGAAAUCUGAAACCAAAGCUACAGAGCUGGAAAAAAAGCUGGAUUUAGAGUUAACAGCCCGACAUGAGCUACAGGUGGAAAUGAAAAAGAUGGAAAGUGACUUCGAGCAGAAGCUCCAGGAUCUUCAGGGAGAAAAGGAUGCAUUGGGUUCUGAAAAGCAACAGAUUGCCACAGAGAAACAGGACCUGGAAGCAGAGGUGUCUCAGCUCACAGGAAAGGUUGCCAAGCUGUCCAAGGAAUUGGAAGAUGCUAAGAAAGAAAUGGCUUCUCUCUCUGCUGCAAUUACUGCUGUACCCCCUCCCAGCAGUGCUACUGUCCCCCCUGCCCCUCCUCUGCCUGGUGACUCUGGCACUGUAAUUCCCCCACCACCACCUCCCCCUCCUUUACCUGGGGGUGUUGCUAUCCCCCCACCUCCUCCUCUGCCUGGGGGUGCUGCCAUUCCCCCACCCCCUCCUUUACCUGGGGGUGCCGCCAUCCCCCCACCCCCUCCUUUACCUGGGGGUGCUGCCAUCCCCCCACCCCCUCCUUUGCCUGGGGGUGCUGCCAUCCCCCCACCUCCUCCUCUGCCUGGGGGUGCCGCCAUCCCCCCACCCCCUCCUCUGCCUGGGGGUACCGCCAUCCCCCCACCUCCUCCUCCCUUACCUGGUGGACCAGGAGGGCCGCCUCCCCCUCCCCCUCUUCCUGGUGGCACUGGAAUCCCCCCACCCCCUCCAUUUCCUGGAGGCCCUGGCAUUCCUCCACCGCCACCAGGAAUGGGUAUGCCUCCACCUCCCCCUUUUGGAUUUGGAGUCCCUGCAGCCCCAGUUCUGCCAUAUGGAUUAACUCCAAAGAAGCUUUAUAAGCCAGAGGUACAGCUCCGGAGGCCAAACUGGUCCAAGUUUGUUGCUGAGGACCUUUCCCAGAACUGCUUCUGGACUAAGGUGAAGGAGGACCGCUUUGAGAACAAUGAACUUUUCGCCAAACUUACCCAUGCCUUCUCUGCCCAGACCAAGACAUCAAAAGCCAAAAAAGAUCAGGAAGGUGGAGAAGAAAAGAAAUCUGUGCAAAAGAAAAAAGUAAAAGAGUUAAAGGUGUUGGAUUCAAAAACGGCCCAGAAUCUCUCUAUCUUUUUGGGUUCCUUCCGCAUGCCCUAUCAAGAGAUUAAGAAUGUCAUCCUGGAGGUGAAUGAGGCUGUUCUGACUGAGUCUAUGAUCCAGAACCUUAUUAAGCAGAUGCCAGAGCCAGAGCAGUUGAAGAUGCUUUCCGAAAUGAAGGACGAAUAUGAUGAUCUGGCAGAGUCGGAGCAGUUCGGCGUGGUGAUGGGCACUGUGCCCCGCCUGCGGCCUCGCCUCAAUGCCAUCCUCUUCAAGCUGCUGUUCAAUGAGCAGGUGGAGAACAUCAAGCCGGAGAUUGUUUCCGUGACUGCCGCAUGCGAGGAGGUGCGGAAGAGCGAGAGCUUCUCUAGCCUCCUGGAGAUUACCCUGCUGGUCGGCAACUUUAUGAACGCUGGUUCCAGGAAUGCCGGCGCUUUCGGCUUCAACAUCAGCUUCCUCUGCAAGCUUCGAGACACCAAAUCCACAGAUCAGAAGAUGACAUUGUUGCAUUUUUUGGCUGAGUUAUGUGAGAAUGACUAUCCUGAUGUCCUCAAGUUUCCAGAUGAGCUUGCCCAUGUGGAGAAAGCCAGCCGAGUUUCUGCUGAAAACUUGCAAAAGAAUCUAGAUCAGAUGAAGAAACAAAUUUCUGAUGUGGAACGUGAUGUUCAAAAUUUCCCAGCUGCCACAGAUGAGAAAGACAAGUUUGUUGAAAAAAUGACUAUAUCCUUUCUUGAAAGGAAGGAGUUGCCCCCUAGCAAGGGAUAG